AUGCGCGUAGCAGCUGACGUCUAUUUAAACAAGCUUCCAUCUUCCUACGUGGCUCUCAACCUUGUCUCUCCUACACCUAUGGCCACUCCUGUUAUGGAUCGAACUCAAACUCCCGUCAUGGAUCGAAGCCAACUAAUUCAAUACGACGAGUGCCUUAGAGCCAUCCUCAUCUCCCAUGCCCGUGUCGUUUACGGCCCCGGAUAUCCUGCUGGCUCCGUUUUCGACGUUGUAAAUAGCCCUGGAGUGAUUGACAGCACUCGCACUGUUUCUCACGUCAUCGUUUACCCUACAGCAAAGCUAUUCCCGGCAGACGCUGGCAAGUGUGUUGAGGUUAUGCGCUCCACUGAGCAUCUCUAUGUACAAGAAACCUACUGGAGUCUUAUGAGAAUAUUGCGGCCUAAAAUCCUCAAAGCAAUUGAUGAUCAGAACCAGUAG
Alternaria burnsii is the source of this 435-nucleotide messenger RNA. RefSeq lists its product as uncharacterized. The coding region runs from base 1 to 435 and encodes 144 amino acids. Lineage: Eukaryota; Fungi; Ascomycota; Dothideomycetes; Pleosporales; Pleosporaceae. The transcript has 4 exons. The record is from RefSeq and is a predicted model, not a curated record.